UUUCACUGAGAUAAGCAUUAUCUUAAUUCACACAACCAUGAACCUAUGAAAAUGGUAUAUCCUAUAACUUUCUUAAGACAGAGAUAUUCUGCAUUAGUUCAGAGAGAAAUAAGAGUGUGAGAAGAAGGUAGACAUCUUCCUCUGUCUAAACUACCAAGCAAGAUGUAUAGUUAUUGGAGGCAAGUUGAUUAUCUUUUUGUUUCAUGCUCUAAACAAGCUAACAAGAAUAAAACUACCGAACACUUGAAUCAAGUAGUAAUCGUAUUGUUUCAGCUUAACCAGAGGUUUUGAUUUGGAAUUUUCGGUCUUCUUCCUCUGGCAAAUAAAACUGAACCCAGUAUAUUGCAUCAGUAUUUUUACACCUCUCAUAACAUUUUAAUUGGAAAGUUAUGCUUGGCUCAUGGGUAAGAAUCUAGACAUUUCUUGGAAUAAUUUUUUUUCCCCCUGUACCUUUUGUCCUGUCCUCCUCUGAAAUAAAAUCAAUGUGUUAGCAGCAUAAAACACUCAGAUGCCCAGACAAAGAUGGAACUUGAGGAUGCUUUAUUUGCAGCACAAAAGGAAGACAAGGACUGUUUAAUUGAAGUUGAAAGUUCCAUUGAUGGCAACGCAAAUUUUCACAGUAUUCUAAGAAAGUUUGCCCUUCAGACAGCAGAGACCACAAUAAGAUUACUCUCAGCUUCUCUUAGCCAAAGCUCUAUAAAAGAUGAUUUCUUUUACUUCAAGGUUGCUCCUCUUGAGAUCCACAGGGCUAAUCUGGAAGAUGCAGAAAAUCAGCUUAGGUUUCUUAUGCAUGCCAUGAAAGGGGUUAAAAGUAGUUGCUUCUUAUCUCUACUGAAGGGCUCAUUUUCGCGUUGGAUAUGGAAUGAGUUGGGUAUUUUGGUAAGUUUUCUAAUCUGCAUUGCGUAUAUAAUUAAAGGUAUAAAGCUAUUCCUGGACCAAUUCAUAACGGCUUAAACUUUUAGGUGACCUAGGUCCUUGACAAUAUGUAAAACUUCUCACUGCCUCCAUUCUCUCCUCAAAUCAGAGGGAACCAUGGGGAAGUUCCUGAGUGGGAUAGUUAUGCUCCAGGACCCUUUAAGCAAUAGUACAAAAGGUGACAAAAGGUCGGGCUGGGCAAAUCCUGAAUCUGAUUGUAUUGGCCAGGUCAAACUUGACCUGCAUCCACUAUAAUCUAACUGGAAGCUUCUUGGAUUAUUUAACCCUUCCGUGAUGAUAAUCCUCUUCAAAAUUAAAUAUCAGCAAUGACAAUAUUGAUGUGCCUGUACUUUAUCCAUAGUUCAUGCUCCUUGUCCUGUGGGCAUCUGUGGGAGAAGGCUUUUUGGAUUUAUA
Neltuma alba is the source of this 1329-nucleotide messenger RNA. RefSeq names its product protein PHYLLO, chloroplastic-like. The transcript is spliced from 3 exons. The record is from RefSeq and is a predicted model, not a curated record. The coding region runs from base 523 to 954 and encodes 143 amino acids. NCBI's taxonomy places the organism in Eukaryota, Viridiplantae, Streptophyta, Magnoliopsida, Fabales, Fabaceae.